ACCAACAGUUACAACUUACACGAGCUUAGUCAUCUUGACGACGACAGCCUAUCUUACUACGAUUGUCCACUCCUACACAAAAACUGAGGAUUUUGCCGUUCAGAAAUCCAGUUCGGGUGACCAGAAGUUCAAGGCUAGCCAGCCUUUCAAAUAGGAGGCACAGAGUCCUCAAAAGGAGGAGGCACAUCGUACGCUUUUCCUUGUGCUGCUACUGCGCCGAAGUGACGCAAAAGCAAUGGUGCUUGGGCCUUUCCAUUUGGCCACUCUGCUCCUUCUCCUCGUGCCUGCGGGCCGUGGCGUCACGGCCACCGGCAGCGAUGGCGUCCGGUUCGUCUACAACGGCUUCAAGGGCGCGAACCUCACCCUCGACGGCGCGGCCACGGUGACGGCGAACGGCCUCCUGAUGCUGACCAACGGCACCCUCCAGAUGAAGGGCCACGCGUUCCACCCGUCUCCCCUGCCGUUCCGGGACCCGGACGCCCGGAACGCCACCGCCGCUCGGUCCUUCUCCACCACCUUCGUGUUCGCCAUCUUUGGGCAGUACGCCGACCUGAGCAGCAACGGCCUGGCCUUCUUCGUCUCCGCGAGCAGGGAGGUGCUAUCCACCGCGCUGCCGGGUCGGUUCUUGGGCCUCCUCAACGACACCGACAACGGCAACCGGAGCGCCCACAUCUUCGCCGUGGAGCUCGACACCAUCUUCAACGCCGAGUUCAAUGACAUCAACAGCAACCACGUCGGCGUCGACGUUAACAGCCUGAAGUCGAUCGAUGCCAGUGACGCCGGGUACUACGACGACGGCACGGGGCAAUUCCAGAACCUGACCUUGAUCAGCCGGAAGGCCAUGCAAGUCUGGGUGGACUACAACGGCGGGGCCAGGAAGGUCACCGUGACCAUGGCCCCUCUGGGCGUGGCCAGGCCCAAGAAGCCGCUGCUCCAGACCGCCGUCGACCUCUCCGACGUGGUGCAGGGCACGGCGUACGUUGGGUUCACGUCGGCAACGGCCGUCCUCUUCUCGCGCCACUUCGUGCUCGGCUGGAGCUUCGCGCUGGACGGUCUGGCCCCGGCACUGAAAAUAUCAGCUCUUCCAGCCUUGCCGCCUGCAGGGCCCAAGCCUGGGUCGAAGGUGUUGGAAAUCGUGCUUCCCAUAGCAUCAGCAACGCUGGUGUCGGCCGUGGGUGUCGCGAUUUACUCCCUGGUGCAGCGGCGGCUCAAGUAUGCCGAGCUGCACGAGGACUGGGAGGUCCCAUUCGGACCGCACCGGUUCUCGUACAAGGACUUGUUCCAUGCGACCAAGGGGUUCGGUGACAAGCAAUUGCUCGGGGCAGGAGGGUUCGGAAGUGUGUACAGGGGCGUUCUCCGCAAGUCCGGCAUGGAGAUUGCGGUGAAGAAGGUGUCACAUGAGUCCAGGCAGGGCAUGAAAGAGUUUGUUGCUGAGGUCGUGAGUAUUGGACGACUGCGGCACCGCAACCUCGUGCAAUUACUCGGCUACAGCCGGCGCAAAGGUGAACUUCUUUUGGUCUACGAUUACAUGCCGAAUGGUAGCUUGGAUAAAUAUUUGUAUGAUCGAAGCAAGGGUACACUAGAUUGGCCUCAUAGAUUCCACAUCAUUAGAGGAGUGGCAUCCGGACUACUGUACCUACACGAGGAUUGGGAGCAAGUCGUCAUCCAUCGAGAUGUUAAGGCAAGCAAUGUGCUACUGGACAACGAGAUGAAUGGGCGAUUGGGAGACUUCGGCCUCGCGAGAUUGUAUGAUCAUGGAGCUGAUGCACAGACAACACAUGUGGUCGGCACUAUGGGGUACCUAGCCCCUGAAUUUGGUCACACCGGCAAGGCAACUCCGGCAACCGAUGUCUUCGCUUUCGGUGCGUUCCUUCUGGAAGUCACUUGCGGACGAAGGCCAAUCGAGCAAGAUGAGCAGAGCAAUCGUAUUGUCCUCGUCAAUUGGGUAACCGAGCAUUGGCGCAAAGGUUUCAUCACUGAGGCAGCGGACACGAUGACACCAAGUGGGUUUAACCCUGAAGAGGUCUCUCUAGUGCUAACGCUUGGGUUGCUGUGCUCACACCCAUUGCCGAACGCAAGGCCAACCAUGCGGCAAGUCAUGCAGUAUCUCGACGGCGACAUGCCCCUUCCGGACUUGUCACAUACGUACCUCAGCUUCGCCAUGCUGGAGCGGAUGUAUGGCAGGGAGUUCAACCAGAUUCUGAAGCCAUGCAUCUCAUCGGCGAGCGUGGGUGCCAUUUCUGAUCUCUCGGGGGGAAGGUAAUAAGGUGUUUGUGUUAGGACUGUAGUUGUUAAACUACACGGGUUAUUGUCUAUUUUGUUGUGGGUUCUUGUGUGCAGUGAGGUUAUAUGUCAUCAUUAACAAAAGAUAACUAUUAGUCACCUGAUUUCUUUUUGUCAAUAGAGAGAAGUGUAUCAUUAUGUUCGUCA
Phragmites australis (common reed) is the source of this 2430-nucleotide messenger RNA. Its product is annotated as L-type lectin-domain containing receptor kinase SIT2-like. Gene Ontology annotation, molecular function: ATP binding; protein kinase activity; carbohydrate binding. The coding region runs from base 236 to 2263 and encodes 675 amino acids. The transcript has a single exon. The record is from RefSeq and is a predicted model, not a curated record. Gene Ontology annotation, cellular component: plasma membrane. Lineage: Eukaryota; Viridiplantae; Streptophyta; Magnoliopsida; Poales; Poaceae. Gene Ontology annotation, biological process: protein phosphorylation.